UUCUAAUGAAAUCGAUUAUUUAGUUGGCAAAAGAAAUGAAACGGUAUUGGACGAAAUGAGAAUACUAUCCCCAGUCCCCCACGCGUUGAUCUGUUUUAGCUCUUUUCCUCUGAUUUUGGUUUGAAUCCGUAAAAGAUAGUUUCCACGUCCGUGAUUUCGAUUUCAAAUCCCCAAAACUCCUUCGAAUUUGUGUUCUCAAUCUCUUCGCUUUUCCUUAUUGAAUUUGAGAUCUGAGAGACACCAGAUCCGGAAUAGGAAGAAGAAGAAGAAGAAGAAGAAGAAGAAACAAUGCAAGCAAGACAUGGACACUCGUCGUAUCGAGAUCGGACGGACGAGUUCUUCGGCGUCGUCGAAACGCUGAGGAGAUCGAUUGCUCCGGCCGCGGCGGCGCCGAAUAAUGUGCCGUACGGUGGUGGUGGAAGAAGAGACGAUCCGAGAUCCAACGCAGUUAUGCAAUCGGAGUUCAACAGAAGAGCUUCUGUGAUCGGUUUAGCUAUCCACCAGACAUCCCAGAAACUCUCCAAACUCGCUCAACUGGCAAAGAGGUCAUCUGUUUUUGAUGAUCCAACCCGGGAGAUAGGAGAGCUGACGGCGGUAAUCAAACAAGAGAUCUCUGGACUAAACACUGCGCUGCUUGAUCUUCAAGCUGUACGCAACUCUCAUAAUGACGAAAGGAACAUCUCUAGAGACACAACUACUCACUCUGCCACCGUUGUUGACGAUCUCAAGAAUCGCUUGAUGGACACUACCAAAGAGUUUAAGGAUGUUCUUACUUUGAGAACCGAGAACAUGAAGAUUCAUGAAAAUAGAAGGCAAAGAUUCACGAAUAACCCUUCAAAAGAAUCAACAAACCCAUUUGUUCGCCAGCGCCCUUUGGCUUCUAAGCCUGCACCUAGUCAACCUGCUCCUCUUCCAUGGGCAAAUGGCUCUCCUUCAUCGUCAUCUCAGUUAGUCCCAAGGAGACAGGGAGAGGCUGAAUCUUCUCCAUUGUUGCAGCAGCAGAGUCAACAACAACAACAACAGAUGGUCCCGUUGCAAGACACUUAUAUGGAGAGCCGCGCAGAAGCUCUACACAAUGUGGAAUCAACAAUUCAUGAGCUAAGCAAUAUCUUCACACAACUAGCAACCAUGGUUUCUCAGCAAGGGGAGAUCGCUAUCAGGAUAGAUCAGAACAUGGAAGAUACAUUGGCGAAUGUGGAAGGCGCACAGAGCCAACUGGCUAGGUAUCUCAACAGUAUAUCGUCAAACCGAUGGCUCAUGAUUAAGAUUUUCUUUGUACUGAUUGCAUUUCUCAUGGUUUUCCUCUUCUUCGUGGCCUAAUACUGAGAUUU
Raphanus sativus (radish) is the source of this 1331-nucleotide messenger RNA. RefSeq names its product syntaxin-32. The coding region runs from base 289 to 1320 and encodes 343 amino acids. Gene Ontology annotation, biological process: vesicle fusion; endoplasmic reticulum to Golgi vesicle-mediated transport; intracellular protein transport. Gene Ontology annotation, molecular function: SNAP receptor activity; SNARE binding. Lineage: Eukaryota; Viridiplantae; Streptophyta; Magnoliopsida; Brassicales; Brassicaceae. Gene Ontology annotation, cellular component: SNARE complex; endomembrane system; Golgi membrane. The record is from RefSeq and is a predicted model, not a curated record. The transcript is spliced from 5 exons.